CUUGAGAUCUAUAAGUGAGCGUACGGAUAACUAAUUAUUAAUAAUUGUCAUAAGUAACAAUAAUAAUAUUACAAUGGAAUCCCUGAAAGACACCAAAAUUAUCAAGUUCCACCCAGAUACGCUGGAGGCCAUCAGAAAACUGUAUGGCCUGGAUCAACCGGGAGCUAUAAAUGAUGCAAUAGAUAUCCUCCAGGAGUGGACAAAGAAGCAGGAUCACUUCAUGAAGAAGGAUUUCAGUCGAGAAUUUCUGGAAAGGCUCCUGAUAAGAUCAAAAGGUUCCGUAGAGCGGUCAAAACAGACUCUGGAUAAGUUAUGCACUGCCAAAACAUUGAUGUCAAAAUUCUUUGCAAACUGCAACGUGAAGGAACUAACACACUUAGAAAUCGUCGAGGAUGUCAUCCUUCCGAGGCUCACCAGUGACUACUACAGGGUGUAUCUACUGAGAAACGUUGGUCAAGAAUUCGAGUACGAAUUUUACACGAAUUAUUUUAGGAGACUGGUUUAUCUGUUAGAAUAUGAAUACAUAAAUGACUACGUUGCCGGAGUAGUGGCCAUAUUUGACUUCAGACAAAUAAAUUUGGGAGCACACUUGAGGAAACUCAGUUUUGUUGAUCUGCAGCAGUUCCUUACAAUGGCUAUGGAAUGCUACGGCUUCAGGAUUAAAGGCAUCCAUUUCAUAUCCACGUCAAAACUGGUGGAAGCGCUGGUCGCCAUGUUCAAGCAGAUCCUCAGUGGUAAAGUGGCAAGUCGUAUCUAUGUUCACAACUCGUUAGAAUCGUUGCAUGAACAUGUGGAGAAAGACGUGUUGCCGAAAGACUAUGGAGGAGAUGAGAUGACGUUGACAGAAAUUCACCAAUUAAAACUGGACACACUAACCACUGAAGAGUUCAUGGACUACAUGAAGAUGAUGAAUGCUGCUGGCACCAACGAGGCGUACAGACAGGCUGACAAGUACAAUGAGCAAGUCAUGGGGAUGCCUGGAUCUUUUAGAACUUUAAGGGUAGAUUAGUGUAAGCUUAAAGGCCAGAUAUUUCAACCCGGAAAGGGAUCGUAACCGUAUCACCUCGAGGCGGUCAGUAUUGUUUGUAUGAAACUCCAUACUUCAACGCACACUUAUCUGCACCGUAACGUAAACGCCUCGCCUCGCGAUUGACAGCGCGCGAAAGGCGAUGACAGCCCUUUCCGUUUCAUAAUGUCUGCUAUGACCUUAUAGUUUCUGACACAUAGCCGGCGUGU
Molecule: messenger RNA, 1236 nt
Organism: Ostrinia nubilalis (European corn borer)
Lineage: Eukaryota; Metazoa; Arthropoda; Insecta; Lepidoptera; Crambidae
Exons: 6
Coding region: 74-1009 (311 amino acids)
Cellular component (GO): membrane
Molecular function (GO): phosphatidylinositol bisphosphate binding
Source: RefSeq, a predicted model, not a curated record